AUGACCGACUCCCUGCACAAUGCACCCAUCGUGCUCGACAAUGGGUCCGGGACCAUCAGAGCCGGCUUCGCGGGAGACGACCUGCCCAAGUGCUACUUUCCCUCCUUCGUCGGACGGCCGAAGCAUCUCCGGGUCCUCGCCGGCGCGCUGGAGGGCGAGGUCUUCAUCGGCCAGAAGGCGGCGUCCGAGCUGAGGGGCCUGCUGAAGAUCAGAUACCCCCUGGAGCACGGCAUCGUGACGGACUGGGACGACAUGGAGAAGAUAUGGGAAUACGUCUACAGCGAGGGACUCAAGACCAUGAGCGAGGAGCACCCCGUUCUCCUCACAGAGCCGCCACUUAACCCCCGCGCAAACCGAGACACAGCCGCCCAGAUCCUCUUCGAGACCUUCAAUGUACCAGCCCUCUACACCUCUAUACAAGCCGUCCUGUCGCUAUACGCGUCAGGCCGGACCACAGGCUGUGUGCUCGACUCUGGUGAUGGUGUCUCCCAUGCUGUCCCCGUCUACGAAGGUUUCGCCAUACCGUCCUCCAUGCGCCGCAUCGACGUGGCCGGCCGUGACGUGACCGAGUACCUGCAGACCCUGUUGCGCAAGAGCGGCUACGUAUUCCACACAUCUGCCGAGAAGGAGGUCGUGCGCCACAUCAAGGAGACGGUCUCCUACGUGGCUCUGAACCCCAAGCAGGAAGAGAAGGACUGGGCAUCGACGAAACUAGACCAAGGCAAGAUGGCCGAGUACAAGCUGCCCGACGGGAACAUGCUCAAGAUCGGCCAAGAACGCUUCCGUGCUCCCGAGAUUUUGUUCGACCCCGAGAUCAUCGGAUUGGAGUACCCAGGUAUACAGCAGAUUGUCACAGAUUCCAUCAACCGGACAGAUUUGGACCUGCGGAAAGCCCUGUUCAGCAACAUCGUGCUCAGUGGAGGCAGCACUCUGACAAAGGGCUUUGGAGAUAGGCUGCUGAGCGAGGUCAAGAGACUGGCCGUCAAGGACAUGAGAAUCAAGAUCUUUGCGCCGCCUGAGCGCAAGUACUCGACGUGGAUUGGUGGCAGUAUCUUGGCCGGUUUGAGCACGUUUAGAAAGAUGUGGGUUAGCAUCGAUGAUUGGCACGAGAACCCAGAUAUCAUCCACACAAAGCUGACAUAA
Molecule: messenger RNA, 1143 nt
Organism: Neoarthrinium moseri
Lineage: Eukaryota; Fungi; Ascomycota; Sordariomycetes; Amphisphaeriales; Apiosporaceae
Exons: 3
Coding region: 1-1143 (380 amino acids)
Source: RefSeq, a predicted model, not a curated record